AAAAUUCCCAUUCCGUUUUCGCUUUCACUAGUGCACCAGGCUGGUCUACGCUGCCGUGUAUAUACAAAGGCUGUUCCACAGAGAGGGGAGCUCCUUAAAAAAUUACAAGGUGAGCGAGAACACCGGCCACACUUUAAACAAUCAGUUUAAACAAUAUUUGAGUCACACACGAUGUUGGACAAAACUCGCGUAUCAGACCAGUGCAGGAAAAAAUAAGAAUAAAUGACCAACAUGGUCCUGACCGGUACCCAAGUGGUUCGGAUAGUUUUCGCUAUUUGUUUCGUGCUGCUGGUGACGUCCGACUAUUCAGCCCUUAUCAACAAGCUCAUUGGUGGAAACAAGACUGAGGAGACCAAGCACGGGCCACCCAGGCCGACCAACCCAGGAUAUGGCGAUUCCAAGGCUGAUAUUGACAUAGAUGCGGACAUCGAAGAAGAAACAGUGAAACAUCUGGCAACGCAAUCAACCAGGUCUCAAAUAUUGCAGACGAUUAAAAACGCUUGUUUGCCCAAGCUAAUUUGUGAAUUGACUGCUACACCUCAAAAAGAUAAAUUGAGUGAAACAGAAAAGUCACUAUUAAGCCUCUUGAGGGAGACAACCAUAAGCACUACGGCCGAAUUGACCUCGAAAUACCACUUUGCCGCUCACAUGGGCCAGCUAAUCGCAGGAGUGGACGGAAAUGGUUGCCAUAACUUUUAUCCAACAUGUCCUUUCCCCGGAUUGCAGGUUCUUCAGAUGAUGAAAAAAGUCAGAAUGCGCUGAACUAAGAUCGGGCAGUUUUUGGACCGCAGUCUCGCUGUUUUUGUGGGCCUGGCUACUUAUACAGCGCGAAUCUCCGACUAAGAAACAAAUCUAGCAUCAGACAAACACUUAAACUAACGAGAAAAAUACAAUUAACAAGAACAUAAUUUUUAUCAAUAAAAAAUGAGAAAAAAAUCGAUUAUUUUAUAAAAGGAGGCCAGAUGAUAUUUUUUUUUCGGUUGAACGAAUCUUAUUGUGAUAUUAGGUUCUUUUUUUGUUAUUAAAGAACAUUAAGUUAAGUUAAAUUUGUAAGAGAUGUAAAUAUAUAUAU
This is a messenger RNA of Sitophilus oryzae (rice weevil), 1072 nucleotides long. RefSeq lists its product as uncharacterized. NCBI's taxonomy places the organism in Eukaryota, Metazoa, Arthropoda, Insecta, Coleoptera, Curculionidae. The record is from RefSeq and is a predicted model, not a curated record. Bases 223 to 762 code for a protein of 179 amino acids. The transcript is spliced from 3 exons.